Camellia sinensis is the source of this 865-nucleotide messenger RNA. RefSeq names its product Serine/Threonine-kinase. The record is from RefSeq and is a predicted model, not a curated record. Lineage: Eukaryota; Viridiplantae; Streptophyta; Magnoliopsida; Ericales; Theaceae.
AUGAAGAAAAGCAAAAAUGGCAUGGCACAUCUUGUGUAUUUUUUUUUGCCCUCUCUAAUAUUAAUGUAACAUGCAGUAGGAAACCUUGGUAUCAAAAAGCAAUGGAAAUGGCCAACAUAUGGAAAACCUUUCCGAAAUCCACGAAAAUCCCCACGACGAAUGCAACUCUAUGGAAAACCAUUUCUAGAUCAACCGAGGUCUCAACUACAAAUUCCAACAGGCAGAAACUACGAAAAUGCUCUUCUCUAAAGGUUGCAACCACGUUCACACGAGUCUGUUUGUGUGCACCAAUCUCUUCCUACACCGAGGUUUUCCAAGCAGAGGUUCCACCAAGAAGAAGCAAUAGUUAUCCGAGAUCAAAGCCAUUUCCUACCCAACAAGAAAGAACUCCAAGUGCAAGAAUUAGUAUAGAAGGGAGGAGAAUUUUUCGGGGAAAAUCUUUGACCGAUGAUGUUUUAAUGAGGAGAUUUGUUGUGGCAGAAGAAGCAAUGAUGCAAGUUAGAAGGAGGAAUCAAAUGGAAAUAAUCAGGAAGAGAGCUUCCAUGAGAAGGAAAAUGCUUGGACCAAGCCCUCUAAGUAGAAUGGUUUUGGCUGAAGAGGAAUGAGAAUUAACUAGGAAAAGCUCUAUGCUUUCAUUUGUUCAAAGAAAAUUGAUUUUUUUUUUUUUUUUUUUUUUUUUUUCUCCUUUUUAUUUGGAUUAUUUUCUUGUGGCUUUUGAUGGGUAAUUUCUAUUCUCUUUUCCUAUGAAAUUAAACUGGUUUGGUUGUGUUUUACGGUUUCUUUUCUUUUCAGUUUCAUUUUCUUGAAAACGCAUUGUUUGGCGAACUGUUUCAAGAAAUUGGAUUGGGAAAGUUCUGAAAAACAA